Nanorana parkeri is the source of this 1011-nucleotide messenger RNA. It is a transcript of the gene PNOC, whose product is annotated as prepronociceptin. NCBI's taxonomy places the organism in Eukaryota, Metazoa, Chordata, Amphibia, Anura, Dicroglossidae. Gene Ontology annotation, molecular function: opioid receptor binding. Gene Ontology annotation, cellular component: plasma membrane; axon terminus; neuronal cell body. Gene Ontology annotation, biological process: sensory perception; chemical synaptic transmission; neuropeptide signaling pathway. The record is from RefSeq and is a predicted model, not a curated record. The transcript is spliced from 3 exons. Bases 37 to 828 code for a protein of 263 amino acids.
UGCCUGAGAGGUGGGGGAAUCACUGAGUAUAAAUAUAUGGAGAGGGAAGGCACAGACAGGCACAUAUCAGGAGAGGUCCGGACACAGGAGAACAGAGCUGCCCCAAGUGGUCCCGUCACAAUGAAGGCUCUUCUAUGGAGUAUAGUUUUAGUCUGCUUACUUUCCCACGUGCUUUGUGACUGCCAGAAGGACUGUGUCACCUGCAACAAGCACUUGUAUCAACAGGACAACUUCAACACUCUGCUCUGCAUCGUGGAGUGCGAAGGAAAAAUCUACUCCAGUUCCAUGUGGGGUGUAUGCAAAACCGUCCUCAUAAAGUCCUCGAUACAGCUCAGCAUGGACAGUUUCGAGGAGAACUUCAAACCAUUCAGCGACAACCAAUUCUCCGCCAACUUCAAGCGUCUGAACGACCUGACCAAAGUGGUCGACUUGAGUAAGAUCAAGGACGAGAAGAGAUUGUCCAAAAUUAGCGACCUGAUCCGCGAGCAAGAAGAAGACGCCAGCAUCGACGGAGGGGAAACCGCGCUCGGCAUGACCACCGGGCCCGACGAAUUCCAAGACUUGCCAAAUCCGCCGAACGCCGUGUCUAAACGCUUCGGGGGUUUCGUCAAGGGAAAGUACAGCUAUAGGAAAUUCAUGGGCCCCUCGAAAGACCUUCAGAAGCGCUACGGCGGCUUCAUCGGCGUGCGAAAAUCGGCCAGGAAGUGGAACAACCAGAAAAGGUUUAGCGAGUUCCUGCGGCAGUACCUGGGGAUGACCACGCGCUCGGCCGAAUAUGACAGUUUUACCAACGACGUGAACGAACUGGACGAGCAAAAUGAGAUCUGAGACUUGUUGUCCGUUGACGAGCAUAGUUGAUUUUAGAACUACGAAGGCAGAAAGUCAACCGCCACCUUAAGAGUAUCAUUUAAGAAGCCCUCGCCAGUGCCGUUGGUGUUCCGGAACCACGCCUGGUGGAUGUACGCCGGACAGCUUGAAUCAUUAUCUUAAAACAGACGACAUCUUGGUGAA